Molecule: messenger RNA, 1712 nt
Organism: Quercus robur (English oak)
Lineage: Eukaryota; Viridiplantae; Streptophyta; Magnoliopsida; Fagales; Fagaceae
Product: endoglucanase CX-like
Exons: 7
Coding region: 86-1579 (497 amino acids)
Biological process (GO): carbohydrate metabolic process
Molecular function (GO): hydrolase activity, hydrolyzing O-glycosyl compounds
Source: RefSeq, a predicted model, not a curated record
AAUUUUUUUCAAGCCCACAAGUCUCUUAAACCACCAGCAUUAGACUAGAACAUUGAGGCUUUAAGGAUUAAGCAAAGAAAAAUAUAUGGCUUCUGCCACCACAUUUACCAUGAUGAUGCACAUUCUGUGCUUAACUCUUUGUUCCCUCAGUUUAUUUUGCUCUGCCUUCACUUCUCAAGAUUACUCUAACGCUCUUGAGAAAUCCAUCCUCUUCUUUGAGGGGCAGAGGUCUGGAAAAUUGCCUUCAAACCAAAGGCUCACAUGGAGGGGCGAUUCCGGGCAGUCGGAUGGCUCUUCUUAUCAUGUGGACCUAGUAGGAGGUUAUUAUGAUGCAGGAGAUAAUGUCAAGUUUGGCCUACCAAUGGCCUUCACCACUACAUUAUUAGCAUGGAGUGUGAUUGAGUUUGGUAGCUCAAUGCACAACCAGAUUGAGAAUGCCAGAGCUGCCAUCAAAUGGAGUACUGAUUAUCUUUUAAAAGCAGCCACUGCAGCCCCUAACACCUUAUAUGUCCAAGUGGGAGAUCCAAACAUGGAUCAUCGGUGCUGGGAGAGGCCUGAAGAUAUGGACACGCCACGCAACGUUUAUAAGGUAUCUGAUCAAAACCCAGGGUCUGAUGUAGCAGCAGAGACGGCCGCUGCACUGGCUGCAGCUUCAAUAGUCUUCAAAGAUUCUGACCCUUCUUACUCUGCAAAAUUGCUUCAUACAGCCAUGCAAGUAUUUGAUUUUGCAGAUAGGCAUAGAGGUUCUUAUAGUGACUCUCUCAAUUCAGUUGUCUGCCCAUUUUACUGUUCUUACUCAGGCUACCAUGAUGAGCUUCUCUGGGGUGCUUCAUGGAUUCAUAGAGCCUCACAGAACAGCUCAUACUUGGCUUACAUUCAGUCCAAUGGCCACACUUUGGGCGCGGAUGAUGAUGACUAUUCCUUCAGUUGGGAUGACAAGCGACCUGGGACCAAAGUUCUACUUUCCAAGGAUUUUCUAGAGAGAACUACUCAAGAAUUCCAGAUAUACAAAGCACACUCAGACAAUUACAUAUGCUCCCUAAUUCCAGGAACAUCAAGUUUCCAGGCGCAAUAUACCCCUGGGGGACUGCUCUACAAAGCAAGUGAGAGCAAUCUGCAGUAUGUUACUUCCACAGCUUUCCUCCUCCUGACAUAUGCCAAGUAUCUUAGCUCCAAUGGAGGAGUUGCCACGUGUAGUGGUUCAACAGUCACUGCAGAAAAUCUCAUCUCACACGCAAAGAAGCAAGUUGACUACAUUUUAGGUGAUAAUCCAGCAAAGAUGUCUUACAUGGUGGGGUUUGGGGAGAAGUACCCUCAACAUGCCCACCAUAGGGGCUCCUCUCUACCAUCUAUACAUGCACACCCUGAUCAUAUUGCCUGCAACAAUGGAUUUCAAUACCUCUACUCUAGCUCACCCAAUCCAAAUGUCCUUGCUGGCGCCAUAGUCGGCGGUCCUGAUAACAAAGAUAGUUUCUCUGAUGACCGGAAUAACUAUCAGCAGGCUGAGCCAGCUACAUAUAUAAAUGCACCAUUUGUUGGUGCUGUUGCUUUCUUCUCGGCCAACCCCACUACAAAGUAGUUACAUCUUCAUUUUCUCUCUUAAGGAAUAGUAUGUGUCCCAUGUAAGUCCUAAAUUUCGAGGAAGUGGUAUUGCAGAGAAAAUAUGCUACCACUUACAAAGAAAGUUUAAGUGACUACUAAAAUUCAGUACU